UGGGGAUAAAGACCUAACAAAAAAAAAAAAAAAAAUCAAAUUAUAUCAGAAGGGAGAAAAAAAAGAAAAGAAAAGAAAAGAGAGAAGUCAUCAGAUCCCUAAAAAUCGAACCCGGACGCAUAACCGACUAUGGCCUUUCACGUAGCUUGUCCAAUUACAUGCCGUAAAAUUUGCGACUGCUUGUUGGGGUUUCCUCGGACUCUCCAUGGAAAGGAAGCCAAGGAUUUGUUCCUCGACGAGAUUCAUUCUCUUCAGCACUUGUUGCCUGACCCCUGGGAUGCUGGAGCCUCAAAGGAAGGCACCGUUCAGAUCCACGUGCCUAAGCUCGCUCCCUCCGAUAUUGGUGUGGAUGAUUCGGUAAAGGAGGUGGUUGCUGCCUCGUCGAUUUCGAGAAAAGGGAGACACACGGUGGUGCUGAAGAAGGCAGUUGAGAAUCAUGCUGAACAUUCUGCUUCUGAUGACUUUGAGGUUGCUGUCAAUGAGCUCAAUGAAGUAGAUCAUGACACUGACAGUGCAAGUGUUACGUGUCCCAUGUGCUUUAUGGUUGAAGUUGGGAAGAGUGAGAGAGCAAAGAUGAUUUCUUGCAAGUGUUGUGGCAAGAAGUAUCACAGAAACUGCUUGAAGUCUUGGGCUCAACAUAGAGAUUUGUUUAACUGGAGCUCCUGGGCUUGCCCCUCUUGCCGAACCUGUGAGGCAUGUGGAACUUCAGGGGAUCCGAAGAAGUUGAUGUUCUGCAAAAGAUGUGAUGAUGCCUAUCAUUGUGAUUGCCAACAGCCUCGACACAAGACUGUUAGUUCUGGACCCUAUCUGUGUCCUAAACACACCAAAUGUUACAGCUGUGGGUCUAAAGUCCCUGGGAAUGGCCAGAGCUUACGGUGGUUUUUGGGGCAUACUUGUUGUGAUGCUUGUGGAAGGCUGUUUGGCAAGGGAAAUUAUUGUCCUGUAUGUUUGAAGGUUUACAGGGACUCGGAAGCAACACCAAUGGUGUGUUGUGACUAUUGCCAGCGCUGGGUCCAUUGCUUGUGUGAUGGAAUCAGCGAUGAGAAAUAUAUGCAGUUUCAAGUGGAUGGGAAUCUUCAGUACAAAUGUUCUACUUGUCGCGGAGAAAGCUACCAGGUCAAGGAUCUUGAGGAUGCUGUACAGGAAAUUUGGAAACGUAAAGAUAUCGAGGACAAAGAGCUAAUUGCUAGCCUAAGAGCUAGUGCACGAGUCGUAGGGAAAACUGGUGGCGCCCCUGUUAUCAAUCAGCCUGGUUCUUCCGAAAGAAAAGUUGCUGAAAAGGUUAUGGUCAGUGGAGAAGAAGAGAAGCCACUGAGAGUUCUCAGGAUAAAAAGUAGCAGGCCUCAAGAUUCAGAUAGCGAGAAACUCGGAAAACACUCUAAAGAGCAGAGCCCUGUGAAGGCGAAAAAAUUGGUGAUAAGUAUAGGCCCUAGAAAAGCAGGAGUUACAAACCCGGUGAGCUGCGAUACAUCAAACCUUGCCUCCAAAUCCAACGGAAAGCAUGGGAAAUUACAAUCAGAAGAAACCGCUUCCCAAGAAGAGCAGGAAAGGAGCGUAUUGAGAAAGAGUAGUGAAGAAAAGAGAGGGUCUCAAAGUGAGGUAGGCACUUCAAAGGGGGAAGGCGGAGGAGAUUCAAAUGGUGGCCAACAAGAGUUGCAGAAAGAUUCAAAAAGAUUGCUGAAACUGAAAAUAAAAACGCAUAAUCCGGAGAGCCAAGAACGUGAAGCCCCUAGAAUUGUGUAUGGAAGAAGCAAGUCUGGGAAAGGACAUAGGUCCAAAAGAAAGAGAGCAUCACCUCCAGCUGAAAAAUCAGCGUUCAAUGAAGAUGAAGAUGUGUCACUGUCACGUGAUGACAGUUUGUUAGACGAAAUGCUUGAUGCUAGUUGGAUUCUGAAGAAGUUGGGGAAGGAUGCAAAAGGCAAAAAGGUUCAAAUACACGAGGCCUCAGAUAAUACAUGGGAGAAAGGAGUGGUAAGUGAAGUAGGAGGAGGAGGGACAUCGAAGUUGAUGGUGACGCUUGAGAAUGGAAAAGUGAAGACGGUGGAGCUGGGGAAGCAAGGGGUUAGAUUUGUUGCUCAAAAGCAAAAGAGGACGAGAACGUGAGAGGCUUUGAGCAUCAUCCAACAUUUGGAACAAGAUGAGCAAAAGACCUUGCAGGAGGAGUUGGUAGGUGAAGCAGUACUAGCUUCUUUAUCAUCGAUUCCUUUAGAUGUUGUAUGUAUAAUAAUAUAUACAUUGUGAAACAAAUUUAGCUUUUGAAAAAUUUGAAGAAAGGAUUAACAGCUGAAUGAAAUAAGAGAUUUUGAGAAUUUCAGAAGAGUAAUACAUUAAUGAUUGGUUGCUUGCUUGAAUAAUUUUUCUUAUUAAGAAAACAAAGGUUUUGAAGAAUAUUAGAAUUUAUCAAAACUUCUAGCUACUUUGGAAAUCUAUCCCGUUGAAACUUUGGUAUGGACUGUAUUAGAGAAGGUGUGGGGGGGGGGCUAGUGGAACACCAAAGUCAACCAAACACAAAGAUGUAUUUGGACAUUGCCAAGUGUAACAGUAAAAGACAUAAUAUAUUCCCAUUAUGUCUGAUAAGAAACAAUUGCUUUUGAAAUGACAUGAUAUGGUAAUAAAAUAAUCAAUUAACUCCCAACUAUUAAACUGUCGGUCAACUACAAUCUAGGAGUAGCUACUAGAAAUGACAUGGACCAUAGGACAAUAUUAAGAUUAAAUAGUUAGAAUUGGAGAGGGUGGAAGUUGUAAGACAAGAGGGUACUGCUCACUAGUCUUUAACUCAUAACCAGGUUGCGAUCUGCGUUUCCGUGAAACAAAAAAAAAGGGAGAGAAUGUUACAGCUGUUAUUCACGAUAGCGUUCUCAGCGGCGCCGUUAACGCUGUACAUACCACCGAUCAGGUGUUUGACGGCGUUCGCUCAGACGGUGGAGGAGAUGGAAAUUGAAGGUAGGCUUUAUAGAGGGAGAGUCUUCGCUCGCGCCAGAAUAGCUUGGUCUAGGCUUCUCGAUUGCUUCUUCUCCUCUUCUCCUCGCCGUCCUUAACUCAUAUGUUCUUCUCUUCUCUCUUUCCCUGUACAUAUAUAUAUAUAUAUAUAUCUCAUCAUGUUUACUCUUUCCCUUUACGUUCGUUGUGUGUUCGAUUUGGGAUAUUUCAAGAAUCAAGAUGAUGAUAGAGACUUAGGGUUUUGUUCUUGUACUUGAUCUUCUUAAUAAACAGAGAUGGAUCAUACUCCUCUUCUUGUUUUUAUA
Brassica napus (rape) is the source of this 3245-nucleotide messenger RNA. RefSeq names its product histone-lysine N-methyltransferase 2C. NCBI's taxonomy places the organism in Eukaryota, Viridiplantae, Streptophyta, Magnoliopsida, Brassicales, Brassicaceae. The transcript has 13 exons. The record is from RefSeq and is a predicted model, not a curated record. Bases 130 to 2103 code for a protein of 657 amino acids.